UAAAAGAACAAUAAAGUGAACAGAUAAAAUGAAAAAAACAGUCCUCAACACUUCACUUUCCGAAAAGCUACCACCACGUAACAAAAUGUCGCCUACCACCCUCUGUUAAAAACCAAUUUUGCAAGGGAAGCCUUAAUUAACGAUUCCAGGCGUCAACCCAAUGGCGGAUUGGAUCUCUGUCGAUCCUCAUUAGCAAACUUCUUCAAUCGAAAAGGUCUCCUUCAACCUCGAGGCUAUGAACUCUCAACGAGACGGCAAGAGCCAUCGCCUCCUUGCAUGGAAUGGCCUCUACAAGAAACGGAAUCGUAAGACGCGUCGAAGUUAACACAAACCCACGACCUCUCUGGGGGUUUCCAAACAGUCAGUUACUGGUCGUCAUUCCUAGCUCCAACAGUGUUAUGAAUUUUAAAUUCCUCUUGAAAAGACCUAAUCCAUGUGACGACCUCGGUAGUAUUUUGAGCAACUUUGUCAUGAACCAAUUUGUUUCUGGGAAACCAAACAGCCCAGAUUAUAAUGUGGUAGCUGACAUUCGAACUGUUCAUGAUUUCGAACCAACUCAUAAACCAAGAUUUAAAGUCUUCAUUGUCUCUCCUCGCAGGUCUAUUCAACCCCAAAACAUCCCAAAUACUCCUGAGACAGUCACGGAUAAUAUGCUCGUUUGUUUCAACACCGACCUUGCAUCUCGGGAAAAUAGUUAUGUUCCUGAGCCUUUUAAUCUGCAAAUUAUGAUAGCUAGGAAUAUUGUUGUUAAAAAAUCUGCAGUUUAUAAUAUUCACUUUUGGGGGAACUGCAGUGUCCAACAAAGCUUUGUAGAAAUGUUUGUAGAUAGGUCUAUUAGCUAGGAAUGUUACUUUUAAAGCGAAAUCUCUAUAAUUUUUUGUGACCACUUCGAACUGAGUACUCUCCUGUUGGCUCACCUGACCAUGCCAUCGUGUCUUCAAUCUCAGUUCGAGGAAUUAGGAUGUUGAUGAUACGCAAGGCAUCAGCAUCACAAAAAAUCUCUCUAAUUAGAGUUACAUUCCAUUGCUUUGUAUCUUGCACAAAGAGAUCCUUUACCAGCAUAAUGUCUUGAUUAAGACGAGGAGUACAAACCAUA
Molecule: messenger RNA, 1096 nt
Organism: Gossypium arboreum
Lineage: Eukaryota; Viridiplantae; Streptophyta; Magnoliopsida; Malvales; Malvaceae
Exons: 3
Coding region: 282-842 (186 amino acids)
Source: RefSeq, a predicted model, not a curated record